Messenger RNA from Penicillium waksmanii, 1047 nucleotides. Its product is annotated as isopenicillin N synthase family dioxygenase. Lineage: Eukaryota; Fungi; Ascomycota; Eurotiomycetes; Eurotiales; Aspergillaceae. Bases 1 to 1047 code for a protein of 348 amino acids. The record is from RefSeq and is a predicted model, not a curated record. Gene Ontology annotation, molecular function: dioxygenase activity. The transcript has 6 exons.
AUGGCCGAAACUUUCUCUUCCGUGCCCAAGGUUGAUUAUGCUCGGCUACAAGACAAGGCCACCCGACAAGAAGAACUGGAUAAACUUCAAAAUGCGAUAUUUGUUGUGGGGUUUUUGUACUUAACCAAUACAGGACUGGAGGGGUUGAUCCGCCACACCCAUGACCAACUGCCACAGCUAUUCAACCUCGCAGCAGAGGUCAAGGAGGAUUGUAACAUGAUUCAUUCCGCCUCAUUCCUUGGAUACACCCGUCUUGGCGCGGAAACGACGGCAUUGCAGACGGAUCUUCGCGAGCAAUUCGACUUUGGUACUCCGGGUAUGCCAACGUGGACGGAGCAACACCCGUUCUGGCAGAGGCUAGAGGGGUCCAACCAGUAUCCAAAGAGCCCGGGAGCUCAGAAUUUAGUGGAGGAAUAUAUCUCCCAGAUCGACAGACUAGCCCAGGACUUUGUGCAUCUGGUGGCAGAAUGUCUCUCCCUUCCUAUGGAUACAUUUGAUAACUUCAAAGGCAAAAUGAGUCGAUUGAAGUUUGUCAAAUAUCCUCCAUCGGCGCCGGACUCCCAGGGAGUCGGCCCCCACAAAGAUUCCGCCGGACUAUUCACUUUCCUGUCGCAGGACAAUACGGGUGGGCUUCAGGUCUUGAAUAAAAACGGGGAAUGGAUCGACGUGCCGCCAAUCGAAGGAAGUCUGGUAGUGAACAUUCAGCAGGGAUUUGAAGCCAUCACUGGAGGUGUUUGCGCAGCCACCACCCAUCGAGUUAUUGCACCGACCUCGCAAACUCGAUACAGUAUUCCCUUCUUCCUAGGUGUUCGGCUGGAUCUGACACUAUCCCAGCUGGAGGAGUCGGCAGCGCAUAUUGUCCAGCGCAUCCCAGCAUCUGACGAUCGGAAAAAGCGAGCUAUUGAUGUACCGAGCGAGUUUCUUUCGCCUCUUUAUUCGUGUUUUGGCGAAGCACAUCUGCGGAAUCGUAUCUUGAGCCAUCCGGACGUUGGGCGUCGUUGGUACCCCAAGCUAUUCGAACGAUAUUCGAAACAGACUUUGAGAUAA